AUGAACCAGGGCGGUAGAGGGCAGCGGGCUGGCCCUCUUCGGAGCCGUCCGGAGGUAGAGCCUGAUGGGGUCAGCUGUGGGGCAAGCGGCGCAGCCCCCCGAGAUGGCACCGUACGUCCGAACUCGAACCCUCACAGAAGGGAAAGAAGGAGCAUCAGCUUGGAUGGAACUCGUAGCCGUCCCGCUGAGGCACCAGUUUCACGAGAUGGAAGAGUACGAUGGUCGCAGGAGGAAAAUAUCCUCUUAAUGCGUACUCACUUUAUUGCUCAACAACUACAACAAGACACAGGAAGAACCUACAGAGAAAUUCUAACAACCACGUGGAAUGAGAUCAAUCCAUGGAGACCUUCCUACCCAAACCUUCUUGCCAACAGAAUAAGGCAGAUGUUGGAGAAUGAAAAAUUCUCCAGUGUUGAAUUGGAGGUCAUAAGGAAGAGUACCAGACCUUACACACCGAUUCCAGCAGAUGAUGAUAACACAAGCAAUGAGGAAAUUCACCUAGAACCUCAGAUUCAACCAACUACUCAGAACAAUAAAACGUCCCGACUCUUCGAGAAGAAUAUGAAGAUGUACUCAAGAGUGUCUCCACAGAAGAGACCCAGAAUACCUAGACUAAAGGGCUCAAGAAAAAUCCUUGAAAGCGUUGAAAGAACCAACAUGGCGAUGAAGGCGCACAUAACAGAUAAUUGUGCGAUUGAAGACCUGAUUGACUGUGUUUACGCGGGAGCGAUUACAGUGUGUGAGGAAAAUGGAAUUCAACUUUGUCGUGAAGAAUCCAGGCCGAAAGAGGAAAGAACACCGCCGUGGAGAAUACGCCUGGAAAGAAAAAUUAUCAGUAUCAGAAGAACGAUAGGCACGAUACAUACUUACCUGAAUAACAGCCAACCGACAAAGAAAAUAUGCAAGAAAGUAUCGCGCAUAGCCUCAGAACAUCACAUAAAGGGCCGCAAGGAGAAUUUACGGCAGCAACUUGUAAUACUAAGCGAUACCCUGAAACAGAAAAUUAAGGCAUUAGGAAAUCGCAUAAGGCGAUAUAACGAACGGGUUAGGAGAUACCGAAAUAACCAACUCUAUUACAAGAAUACCAAUCAAUUCUACCGCACACUGGAUGGGACAACAACGGACAAUAAAACUAAUCCAACGCCAGAAAGAAUGCAUGCAACGUGGAAAGAGAUAUGGGGCCAUGCAGGAGAUCACGAUGACGAGGCCUUUUGGAUCAGGGAAGCGGAAACUGAAUCGCAUAAAUAUACCAUGGAACAAGUUAUCAUAACUAAGGAAGACAUAAAAACAGUACUCAAAAAAACAAACAACUGGUCUGCACCCGGAACAGAUGGUAUACAUAACUACUGGUGGAAGUAUUUCAACUCAACACAUGACAACCUGGCGAAGCUUUUUCAGGAAGCCCUAAAGAACCCAUCAAUUAUACCUGAUUCCUGCACACUUGGCAUCACCUACAUGCUUCCCAAAGGAACUGAUAAUGAAGACCCUAGAAACUACCGACCAAUAACAUGCCUGCCGACGAUAUACAAAAUACUAACAGGAGUUCUCACUCAAAAGCUGUGGCGGCAUGUGGGAAAAUACAACAUCAUGGCACGAGAACAAAACGGAUGUCGACGAGAUGCAAAAGGGUGUAAAGACCUAUUAAUCGCUGACACAAUAAUAACAAAGCAGGCAAGGAAAAAACAGCGUAACUUGUCCAUGGCGUGGAUUGAUUACAAGAAAGCAUACGACUCCAUACCACACUCGUGGCUUAAGAAAGUUCUAAAAUUAUAUGGCGUAUCGGAAACAGUAAUCAAUCUACUCGAACAUCUGAUGCAAACAUGGAGAACUAAACUGAGUGUGGAUACGAACAAAGGGAACUAUACAACGGAAGAAAUCAGGAUCCAAAGAGGAAUAUUCCAAGGGGACAAGUUGAGCACCUUAUGGUUCUGCCUCUCUAUAAAUCUCCUAAGUAAGCUGCUGAACCAAUCCAAAUAUGGCUACGUAAUAGAGAGAAGAAACAACACCAAAAUCAACCACCAACUAUACAUCGACGAUCUCAAACUGUAUGCUGCCAACGAAGAUCAACUGACAAGAGAACUGAAAAUAGUGGCAUCCUUCACUGACGCCAUUAAAAUGGAGAUGGGACUGGAUAAGUGCGCUGUGGUACACAUGAGGAGAGGAAAGAUACGAGAAGGAGAAGCGCUAGAAAUACAGGAGCAACUAACAAUCCGAACAUUGAGCCCAGAGGAAACUUACAAAUACCUGGGUAUCCAACAGGGCUUAGAAAUAAACACUAACGAGGCCAAGACUACCUUCAAGCACAAAUUCUUUGGCAGACUGAAGAAAAUAUUACAAAGCAAGCUCAACUCCAAAGCAAUGUUCACAUCCAUCAGCACUUGGGUAGUGCCAUGCUUAGCAUAUUCCUUUGGAAUAAUAAAGUGGUCAACCACCGACCUAAGAGCCAUUGACAUCCAAGUAAGGAAGCUUUUAACUAAGUAUGGAAUACACCAUCCAAACGCCUCCAGCAACAGGCUCUAUAUAUCUAGAAAAGAUGGAGGAAGAGGACUACCGAACAUUGAAAUGGCUCAUUAUAACACUGUGAAGGAAAUGAAGAAAUAUUUUAAAUCGAAAAACUCACCUCUCCUUAAAGCACUAUCAGCAGAAGAUGACAAUAUAACAGCACUCAACCUGUCAUCUAACAGUUAUCCUAGUGAACCAUCCAACAUCCAAGAGUUAUCCAACAUAUGGCAUGGCAAAGCACUUCAUGGCAGAUUCCCAACAGCACUAAAACAUAAGAAAGUCGACAAACAAAGAUCGCUCACGUACCUAAGGGCUGGUUACCUUUUCCCAGAAACUGAAGGCAGAUUAACAGCAAUUCAGGAUCAGGUUAUACCCACCAGAGCGUAUCAGAAAAACAUAAUCGGGAAAAAGUUAACCACAGAUAAGUGUCGCAAAUGCUCGCUAUCACCUGAGACUAUACAGCAUGUAACGUCAUCCUGCCCCAUCCUCGCACCCAAAGAGUACACAGACCGCCACAACGCUAUGGCGAAGGCAUACCAUCAAGCUAUUGCCAAAAAGUAUGGAUUAGUCAAAUCAACUCUACCAGUUUAUAAGUACUUACCUAAGGAAAUACUGGAGAAUGAACAGGUAAAACUCUACUGGGACCACCCACUUGUAACGGACAGAUCAAUUCCUCAUAAUCGUCCAGACAUCGUACUUUUCGAAAAGACACAGAGGAAAGUAACGAUUGCAGACAUAACAGUACCAGCUGAUGACAACAUCGAGAAGGCAUAUACGGAGAAGAUAGUGAAAUAUCAUGACCUUGCCUUCGAACUGAAAGAAAUUAAUAGACUUACCUGUACCACAAUUCUUCCACUGAUUAUCACCACCAAUGGCCUGGUUGAAACACAUCUGCUGGAAAACACUAAAAAGCUCGGCCUCGAAGAACAUGUGAUUGAUGACGCACAGAAGGAAGUGAUCCUAUGGACUACACGCAUCGUGCGUAGGUUCCUGACGAGCAAUUGA
Molecule: messenger RNA, 3507 nt
Organism: Coccinella septempunctata (seven-spotted ladybird)
Lineage: Eukaryota; Metazoa; Arthropoda; Insecta; Coleoptera; Coccinellidae
Exons: 1
Coding region: 1-3507 (1168 amino acids)
Source: RefSeq, a predicted model, not a curated record